This is a messenger RNA of Macadamia integrifolia, 2350 nucleotides long. Its product is annotated as pentatricopeptide repeat-containing protein At3g05340-like. Gene Ontology annotation, biological process: RNA modification. Gene Ontology annotation, molecular function: protein binding; RNA binding. Bases 938 to 1522 code for a protein of 194 amino acids. The record is from RefSeq and is a predicted model, not a curated record. The transcript has a single exon. Lineage: Eukaryota; Viridiplantae; Streptophyta; Magnoliopsida; Proteales; Proteaceae.
AAGCACCCUAUUCCCGCCUAUAUUGGCCCUCUUUAGGAUCAAAUUUCUCUAUUCUGGCGCAUGUUAGCUGGUUCAGUUGCUUUAAGGACCGUUGCCUCUUCUUUUCGAAGUUCGAACAGUGAGGCUGUCUUUCAUGGAUGAAACCGAGAUGGGUAAUGUGCGAAUUCAACUCUCACCUUACCUCCUCUCUUAUAUCUUCUUUUGUGAGGAACAGAAACGAGAGUUCACGAAAUGAUUCUCUGGAGACGAGAAAUGAUGGUAUUGCCUUCAAUUAUGUAGAUACAAGCCGCGGCCAAAGUGUUCGAUCAAAUGCCGAUAAAGGACACUAUUUCAUGGAACUCAAUGAUAUGAGGUUGUUUAAGGGUAGAAGGAAUUGAAACGGGAUUUGGGUUUUCUAAAACAAUGCACAGUUCUUACAAUUUUCCAUUUGACUCUGCAACUCUGACUACCAUUUUAUCUGCUUGUGAUAUCAACCAGAUCUUACUUUUGUGUGUAAUUUGAUACAUAGUUUGAUAUUUGUAAAUGGGUAUGAACUGGAAACUCCAGUGGCAAACGCUUUGAUAACUUCCUAUUUCAAAUGUGGGUGAUUCGGGAGGAAAGUGUUUGAUGAGAUGUCUCAGAGGAAUGUCAUCAGUUGGACGGCUGUGAGCUCAGGCCUUGCGCGAACACAAUUUUAUGAUCAGAGUUUUAAUUUGUUCUGGAAGAUCCGGUCUGGUACAGUGGAGCCUAAUUCUUUAACCUACUCAUGCUUGCUGUUAGCAUGUUCUGGGUUACAGGCUCUGAAAGAAGGGCAGAAGGGCUUGUCCUGAGAUCAGGAAUUGAGACAGAUUUAUGCAUUGAAAGUGCACUAAUGGAUAUGUAGUCCAACUGUCCAAGUGUAGCAGCAUGGAGAUGUGUGCCGGAUUUUCGAGGCUGCUGAAGAGCUGGAUGAAUUUCCAUGACUGUUAUUCUUGUGGGUCUUGCUCAAAAUGGAUUAGAAGAGAAGCUGCAGAUGGGAAUUGAGAUUGAUCCAAACAUGAUUUCUGCCAUUCUUGGGGUGUUUGGCAUUGACACAUCUUUCACCUUUGGCCAACAAAUUCAUUCCUCAGUGAUAAAGAAAAGCUUUGGGAUCAAUCCAUUCGUAAGCAAUGGGUUCAUCAACAUGUACUCCAAGUGUGGUAAUUUGGGGGACUCAGUAAAAAUUUUUUAUGGGAUGGCCCAUAGAAAUUCAGUCUCAUGGAAUUCCAUGAUUGCAGCCUUUGCACCUCAUGGUCAUGGCUUUGAAGCACUUGAAUUGUAUGAAAAGGUGCGACUCGAAGGUGUGGAGCAAACAGAUGUUACAUUUCUAUCAUUACUUCAUACCUGUAGUCAUAUUGGAUCAGUUGACAAGGGAAUGGAGUUCUUAGAUUCCAUGGCUAAGGUCCAUGGAAUUAGUCCAAGGGUGGAGCAUUAUGCUUGUCUAGUUGACUUGUUGGGCCGGGCAGGACGUUUGAUUGAAGCUAAGAGAUUCAUUGAGGGCUGCCAUUGGAGCCUGGUGUGCUAGUGUGGCAGGCAAUGUCAGGUGCUUGUAGCAUUCAUGGGGAUUCAACUAUGGGGAGAUAUGCAGCAGAUCACUUGCUUUUGGCUGCACCUGAAAGCCCUACACCAUAUGUUUUGAUGGCAAACAUAUACUCAUCUGAAGGGUGACGGGAAGAGAGAGCCAGGGUUAUCAAGAAAAUGGAGGAGAUGAAGGUAAAGUAAGAGACAGGGAUGAGUUAGAUUGGGCUUGAAAAGAAGGUCCAAGUCUUUGUUGUAGGGGAUAGGAUUUAUCCACAAAGUGAGACUAUCUACCAGGUUUUGGAAGAGUUGAUUAGGCUCACGAGAGACGGAGGAUAUGUGCCGGAUGAGAGGUUUUUGCAUUAUAAGCCUCUGAUAUGCAAUUUAGUUUCAGAAAAAUAAGGUGUUGGAUGCGAGUGAAUCAGGCCUGGAUUGGAGAAUUGAUAAAUAGUGAACCAAAUUGGCUUGAGGACUGCCCAGCUGACUCAUUCUGAUUGAGAAUGUUCGUCAUUGUACUUUUCAGUCCAUUAAUAAACUUGUCUGGAAGACCAAAAUGGUUCGGCUUUAUUCAGCUCCCUUACAAACCUGCCUUCAUUUGCAGGAACUAUUUUUUAUCCUUUCAGACAUUUGGAUUAAACCUCAUAGUGAGACUCAUUAUUCACUCAUACAUUGAGCGUUCGGAAAGAUAUGCAUAGUGUAGGGGCUCGAUCCUAGUAUGACUUUGGAUAGAGUUUUGUAGAAGACAAGGACCCAUGUUGCCGACCCCUCAUAGGGGAUGUUCCCAUGAUGUCUUUCUCUACUGCUUUACCUUCUUCUCUGAUCUCAAUUUUUUUCA